This is a messenger RNA of Eupeodes corollae, 2546 nucleotides long. RefSeq names its product serine/threonine-protein kinase RIO3. Gene Ontology annotation, biological process: maturation of SSU-rRNA; protein phosphorylation. Gene Ontology annotation, molecular function: ATP binding; protein serine/threonine kinase activity. The transcript is spliced from 2 exons. Gene Ontology annotation, cellular component: preribosome, small subunit precursor; cytosol. The record is from RefSeq and is a predicted model, not a curated record. NCBI's taxonomy places the organism in Eukaryota, Metazoa, Arthropoda, Insecta, Diptera, Syrphidae. Bases 247 to 2124 code for a protein of 625 amino acids.
AUUUCACAACUGUGACAAAUUUCUUGAGAGUGGCUGCAUUAUUAUUUUGUAAAAAUAUAAAAUAUAUAAAAGCAGAAUAAUUUGUUUUUAUACUCAUUUCGUUCUCUAACAAAACAAAUUUAUUUAAAUUAGGACCUAGCCUUUUUUGUAGUAGUUUUAAAUUACGUACAAAUUGUGAUAUUAAUUAUAAUUAUUCUAUUUAUUAAGUGUAAACUUCUAAAUUUAACAACAAAAACAAAAGUAAAAAUGUCUUCGCCAUGGGGAAAAGUUGAAAACGUGCAAAGCAUGAAUUUCGCUGAAAUCAUGUCCGAGGAAUACGCCCGAGAGAUGCAAAAUAAGGAAAUCAAGAGGAAUGAACAAUUGCUUCUUGACCGUCUGAAGAAUGCAACGAAAAUCAAAGAAAAAGAAAUACCCAUAUCGACGGUCGAUGGCAAGAAGCCAGAACUUGACUCGCUGUGGGAGUAUGACGAUGAUAAAGCAUCUGGAAGCUCAUCGGGUGGUUCCUAUGCAGAGGCUGUCAAGAUUCCUAUUGAAAUUAAAAAGCAAAUCAUUGCGAAAGACGACGACGAAUGGGAGGACUGUUCCGAGCUAUUGGCUAAGCCCGAGGAACUCCCAGCAGCAGAGGCAGAUGGUACGAUACCAGAGUUCAUUCUCGAUGUACUUCGUCAGGAUGCUGGGGAAAUGGGCUGUGACUCAGACGCUUUGAUUGCUCAAAUGAUGCAAUCCCAAUUCGAUCACGAGUACAACGCAGAAGUCAAGCGCAUCGAGAAGAAACGCAACCAAGGCUCUAAGGUGUCCAUUUCGCUGGAUAACUUUAUGCGCGAUGGUGAUAUGGAAUUCAUGACUGAAGAAGAACACAUUGAAGCGAAGGAACAACGCGACUGGGACCGCUUCGAGACCAACGAGAAGCUAUUCGAUACCAUUCCCAAGUGCGGCUUUAAAAUCGACAAGGACGGCGAGAUGAUAACCAAACACGAUGACAAUAUCUGCGGGGUUCGUAAUGCCUGCAGAGUCAUGUCCUUCCCACCGGAAUUCCCGACUGGCGAUGCUGCGGGAUUCGAUAUGAAGCUAUCCAAUCAGGUAUUCAAUCAACUGAGGACCUACUCCAGUAAGAAGCAGAAGAAGUCGAAGAUGCAGGACCGAAAGGAGAAUGUGGCCACAGCUGAGAUGGGAGUUGAUGCACCCACCCGGUUGUUGCUCUACAAAUUGAUAAACAACCAAAUCCUCGAACAGGUGAAUGGAAUCAUUUCGACUGGCAAGGAGGCGGUCAUUCUGCACGGAUCUCCCGAUCCCAAUUACGUGGGCGAUUUGUUGCUUCCCAAAGAAUGCGCCAUCAAGAUCUUCAAGACCACACUGAAUGAGUUCAAACAGAGGGAUCGCUACAUCAAGGACGACUAUCGCUUCAAGGACCGCUUUAGCAAACAGAACAACCGCGUGAUCAUAAAUAUGUGGGCAGAGAAGGAGAUGCACAACAUGAUGAGAAUGCGUGAUGCCGGAAUUAAUUGUCCCGACGUUGUGGUCCUCAAGAAGCAUGUUCUCGUCAUGUCAUUUAUCGGAGACAACCAUAAUGCAGCUCCCAAGCUAAAGGACGCUCGUCUCACCGAUGCCGAAUUGAGUCUUGCCUAUGAGGAGGUCAUCGACAUGAUGCACAAAAUGCACAACGUCGCGAAGUUGGUUCACGCAGAUUUGUCCGAGUACAACAUCCUGUGGCACGAUGACAAAUGUUGGUUCAUAGAUGUGGCUCAGUCGGUGGAGCCAGAACAUCCUAGCGCACUGGAGUUCCUCAUGCGUGAUUGCAACAAUAUUGUUUCUUUCUUUAAAAAACGCGGACUGCCAAAUGUUUACACAAAAGAAAAACUCUUCGAGCACAUUACCUCAUUGGAUGUUGAAAAACACAAUGCUGCCACUUUGGAACGGAUUCACACUCGUGGGGCAUCUAUCAAAGAGGCGACAGCCCCAAAUCAAGAUGAAGUUCCAGACGAAUUUAAACCACUAUCAUAUCCUUUUGAGACAGCCUGGGAGAAAUCGCAAGAAGACAGGCGUCUGGCCAAAGAAGUAGCCGUUUCCAAUAUCGAACUCACUGAUGCACUAAAAGUCCUUAGUGUGAAGGAUGGUGGAGAAUAGAUUGGUUAGGGAUUUUUUAUUUUUUGGUAAUCGAUUGAAUUCAAAUUUAGUUAGACAAAAAUUACAAAAAGAUAUUCAAAAUUUAACAACAACAAAAAACAAAACAAGUAAAAUUUAAUUUCGAAGUUUUGAAAGAAAAGAUUUUAGUAAAAUUUGUGUUUAGGGGAAGUCACAAAAUUAAUUUGAAUUUAAAGUCACAACAACCGAAGAUAUAACCCAAUCGACUAAAGUGGACUUAAUAAAACGUUAAUUGUAAUUGUAUUAUAAUUAAGAAACACAUUAUUGGAAAAUGAAAUUUGAUUUAAUUUGAAUAAAUAUUUUACUUUGACGCGAUGGACCUAGUCCUCAACCAACAAGUCAAGUAGUCUUAGACUGUAUCAACAAGUUGGUUGAGGUCGGAUUUCUAUUUGUGGGCGCCAUCU